AUUGCGUGAAAGAAGCAUCGCACUCCGAAUGUGGGUCUAGCUACAGCCACUACUUACAAGCCGUGGAUGAGCUUCCGAUUAUGUCCGCUAGCGAUGCGACUGCCACGGUCUUCCUACGACCAUUACCCAGUUCGAAGAACGAUGAUUCCUCACCGGCAGGCCUUCAACUGCAGCUGGAACGCCUGGCGGCUGAGCGCGGCUUUCUGAGGGACGUCACGGAAGAAAGUUUACAAAAGGAGAUUGAAGAGGGGCGGAAGGAAGAACACGAUGAUGCUGAGAACAUCAUGGAAGGUGUGGAGGGAGAGGAGGAGGCUGCGGAUCAAGCUGAGAAGGAUGAUACCACACUCGAGGACCGACAAAAGGAGCUGCUAGAGGCGAGAAAUAAAAUGUUGAAUGCGGUGCAGCACGCGGGUUUUUAUGCGCUGAACACACUUGAUCUAAUCUCAUUCCUUCUGUCGCGAGAUCCCAAGCGGUCGGUCGAGACAUCCAUGAGUCCCGGAUUCAAAGCGCAAAACUUCCCACGGGGCUCAUUCGCCAUUGGAAAAACCCCUCAUCCAUUCAAAGAUGCGAAGGAACUCAAAGUAGAGGCAUACAAGGAGGAGCGCGUACGCCUGGCGAGUCGAGGUUCCCGCAUGAAAGCCCUAGAAACAGCUACAGGCGAUAUUCUGAAAGCUGCAACGCAGCUGGAGACGGAAGUGCGGAAAGAGGUGCAAUACUGGAAUGAGAUCUUGGCCAUAUCAGAGAAGGGGUGGCCCUUGCAGCGGCUCAGGAAGGAUGUGGUGCGAUCGCCCUUCGCAGUGCGGUACGGAUCCCCGGAGGCCAGUGAUCACUUCAAAGCACGGGGGCUUGCACCUUUGAAAAUGGAUAAAGACGGGAAAAUCAUUCUCGAUCCCAGCCUCACACUAAAGCCAAAGACGCUCCGUGUGAGGGUCAGUGAGAACGGAGUUAUCACCGCCGAAUCUCGCCUCACUGCGAACAAGGGGAUCGCGGAAUCCGACAUUGAGGAGUCCAUCAAACUUGCACGCAACUCUGUUUUCGAAGAGGAGAUAUAUCACGAAAUCUGUAUAGAAGCUCGCGAUCUGCUUCCUUAUGGGGUAGAAACUCGAAACUCCGUGGUCGAACUCGAACUCUCUGCCCUAGAACAACCGUCCUUAGUACCUAACGACAAAAAGAUCCUCAUCGACUGCAUUCCACUGGACGAAGAUGCGAUAUCUCAAAAAGAACAGACAUCUGAAUGGGUCGCGGAGGUUGUUGCUCAAGGCCUGCGCCUUCUCCUUGGCCAUGAACAUCGUAUGCGCCGCUACCGCAGAGCAACGUCGUCUCGGUCAACCCCGGCCCAAAGGCCCAGAAAAUCAUCCCCGCCUCUUCUCCGCACCCUUCUCGCAAUCGUCAGCCACCACAACGCCGUAAACUCACUUCAACAAUACUUGGAGCUCACAGGGCGGACCCUCAAAGCAGCAGGCGUGAACGUGACGCUGAAUUUGACUCGUGAAAAGUCAAUGGCAGAUCUCAGCCGCACCCUCUCCAAAACGGAACAAGGCCUCGAUCCCAUACACCAAGUCCUAGAACUCCUCGUCAAGCCCUUGGAGGGUGUGGCGAAACUCUCCUUUCCUUCGAAUCCAAAAGGCACUUUGGUGAUCACUGUGCGCACCUCCUUCGGCCCUCCCACAUACGGCACCCAAUUCAAGAUCACUGUGCCCGAAGCACUAGCAGCCACUGUCACCACUGCCACCCUGCCAAAGCGCGAUUUCAGGUUCCAGAAUUUGGAGGAGGUGCGGAAUUACCUCUACUGGGCGCUUUCUUUGGAUAUGGCGCAUGGGUUGCUGGCGAAGCAGUAUGGAAAACAGGCCGAGGUUUGGCUGAAGGAGCCUAGGUUUACAGUUACUCUCACGGGGAAGCAGCAGGCGGUGAAGAAGAUCGUAGAGGUUGAGCUGCAGGAUGCGAGAUUGAGUGUAACGGUUGGAGAGUCGAUAUUAGGCGACAUGGAUGAAGGCGCGGACCGGGUUGAAUGGAGUGACGGUGUGGGAGAAGGCUCACUUGUAGACAAAGUGAGAAGCCUUGUGGGUUAGAAGCCCGAAACAGUAGCACAUCCAUGAUAAUUAAGAAAUCAAUACUCG
Westerdykella ornata is the source of this 2117-nucleotide messenger RNA. RefSeq lists its product as uncharacterized. Gene Ontology annotation, biological process: regulation of transcription by RNA polymerase II. Bases 81 to 2069 code for a protein of 662 amino acids. The transcript is spliced from 2 exons. NCBI's taxonomy places the organism in Eukaryota, Fungi, Ascomycota, Dothideomycetes, Pleosporales, Sporormiaceae. Gene Ontology annotation, cellular component: mediator complex; core mediator complex. The record is from RefSeq and is a predicted model, not a curated record. Gene Ontology annotation, molecular function: transcription coregulator activity.